Molecule: messenger RNA, 4519 nt
Organism: Linum trigynum
Lineage: Eukaryota; Viridiplantae; Streptophyta; Magnoliopsida; Malpighiales; Linaceae
Source: the annotation of a GenBank genome assembly
GAGGUUCCAGCAUUUGCAACAGUUACCUUCUCACAAUCAUUGAAGUCCCCAGAGCAGUUGAUAGACCGUUAUUUACACAUGUUUUUACCCCUGUUCUUACACCGUUUGAGAUGUGAUUUCUCGUGUUUUAGGCCGAUUUCACGCUAGGUUGUGCUUGUUUGUCAUAUUUCAGGUCCUAGUACGUGAAUGAAGGCUUAGGAGCGAUUCUGGGGUCGAUUGGACGAAGAACGGACGAAUGGCGAGGUUUUUGGGAGCUGCACGGGCAGACCAGAGGGGCUGCACGGCCGUGCACGGUUGCAAUCUGGCCGUGCGCCUCAUGCCGAGGAGCUGCACGGGCAGGCCCUGAAGAUUGCACGGCCGUGCAAGAAGUCUGAGUUCAAUUAAGGGAUACGCUGCGUUUCAUGGUGCACGGCCAGAAUGGUGAGGUGCACGGCCGUGCACCCUGGCCGUGCAACUCGGGAAAACCCGGUUUUAAAGCCUAAUCCGAGCCAGAAGUGAGAGAACAGUGUUUUCAGAGCAAAAACAGAGCCCUAGAGAGAGAAAGUACGAAGAACACAUCCUAGAAGCUGUCUUAGAGCUGGAUUUCAUCGAAUCGAGCCUGGAAAUCGUCAUAGGAGUGAAAAUCAUCGUCCCGGAGCAGAUUAUCCUCAUCGUUAUGAGUAUGACUAAUCCGAUUCUUGUUUUAUCUUCUCUCUCUAUGGAGUAGAACCCUUCUCUCACUUGGGGAUGAAGAACCCUAGUUCUAUGUGUUAGGGGAUUGAUUGUAAUGACUUGGGAUGAUACUACUGUUUGAUUUUAAUCGAAUGAUGCAUGUUUCAUGAAUUGAUUUGAGUCUGAUCAGCUUGUCUCAAUUUCUGCUUCAACCUGAGAUAGAUAGAAUCUGAUUAGGUUGUUAGAGCCUCUUCAUUCGAUAGUAGGAGGUUGGCUAUACGAGAGUUAGCCAGUUUACUGCUUUGUACUGGUGUUCUUGGCGCCAGUAGUGGAGUUCUGUGUUCAUAGCCUCAGCUUUCUAUCCCGGUGAAAACUAGUCGUCUGCCGGGUAGUUAGACUGAGAGGGCUUGGUCAGCUUAAGAGAUUCCAAGCUACUGUCGGAUCUUCCGCAGUCUAAUCAACAGUAAAUCAACCCAGGGUAAAUUGCAAUUGAAACCUAACUAAAGAGCUAGGGGGAUUCAUUCCCGAGUGACUCUUUCCUGCUUAAGAAAACCGAAUAAUUUCCUGCUUUAUUUCUGCUUUUAGUUUAAACAACAAUCACUUACUCUAGUUGGCUAGAUAACAGAGAAUCACUGAGUAAGCAGUAGAUCUAGACCCCGGGUUGAUAAUAUAACUUGCCUGUUACUACAUUCCCGGUCUGCGAUUACACUUGGUCGCAGAUUGGUGUUGUGUGUUGGCGUGUCAAGUUUUUGGCGCCGUUGCCGGGGGACCCUCUAGGUUAUUGGGGAAACGUGAGAAUUUGUUACUCUAGCUUUUAUUUUCUGCUUUUUAUUUCUUCCACCUGUGUACCUUCACGGGUUGUUUCUGCUGAUUGUGUGCAGGUAGUGCAUGACCCGUAGCCAGUCGGGAGAUCUACUACCACUAGACCAGGAGCUUGAACGAACCUGCAGAAACUUCAAGCGGGCUCUAAAGGCGCGACUGGCUGCGGAGGAGGUGCUAUCACAGCUGCAGUUAGAGGAGCAAGAAGAAGAGAUGGCUGAACCAGGGAACCAUGCUGUGAUCCCCGAGGAGGAGACCAUGGGCUCCUACUGGACCGCUAGGGCUGCGGACAUGAGGUCACCCAUUCAGCACCCUCAGGUCCCAGCCAACAACUUUGAGGUGAGCACCUCCGUGAUCACCAUGCUGCGCGGUUCAGUAGUGUUCCGUGGUAAGGAGGGAGAGUGCCCUCGAUCACAUCUCAGGCGAUUCCACGAGCUCAUCGAUGGAAUCAAGAUCAAUGGGGUACCAGCAGAUGCCAUCCAGCUGAGGUACUUCCCAUUCACUCUGGAGGGGCAGGCCAAGGAGUGGCUAGACACUCGAUCUCCGGGCUCCAUCACCACGUUCGCCAACCUGGCGGACAAGUUCCUCACCCGCUACCAUCCUCCAUCCAAGACAGCUGACCUGCAGAAGCAAAUUACACAUUUUGUUCAGGAUGAGGAUGAGACCAUCAGGGAUGCAUGGGAGAGGUACAACAGUCUUUUCCUCAGGUGUCCAAAUCAUGGUUUCAACGAUGCGUUCAAGGUGGGCACCUUCUAUCACGCCCUCUUCCCGGAGGACAAGCAGCUGAUCGAUUCGGUUUGUGGCGGGAACAUGCUGACCAAAACCCCGCCACAGCUGAAUCAACUCUUUGAAGAGAUGGCGGAGAAUGGUUAUGAUUGGGGCACUGCCAGGAGAUCGAGGAGAGCACCAGGACGGGGUGUGCAUGCUGUGGGCACCCAGUCAUCCGAUUUGGUGCAGGUAGUAUCGAAGCUGGUCUCAGCUAUCGAUCGUUCCGGGAUGAUUCCAGGGACCGGACAGCAGCAGGCGAUGCUCUGCCAGUGGUGCGAGAGCACCCAUCAUAUGGUGGAAGACUGCCAGGCGAUGAAGGAAUCGACCACGCCCCAGGAGCAGGUGAACUUCAUCAACAAUGUCAGGCGCAAUGACCCCUACAGCAACACGUACAAUGAGGGGUGGCGCCAGCAUCCUAACUUCUCCUGGACUGGGCCAAAUCCCAGACCACCAGCUCCACAGGGACCACCGGGCUUCCAGAGGCCACCAUAUCAGCCCAGACAGGGGCAAUUCCAGCAGCCAGGUGCAGCCCCUGCUGCCCCAGUGCAGAAUGAUCAGAUGGCUGAACUGCGGGACUUGGUGGGUUCUCUUGCCAGUGUCAGUGCUCAGAAAUUCAACACCUUUGAGCAGUUCAUGGAGAAGGCCUCGGGUCAACUCCUGGCUCUGGAAGCUGGUCAGAGGAAUACACGGGCUGUUUUGCAGGAUAUCCAGACCCAGCUGGGGAGCGUGGCCCAGGCAGUGGCUCAAAGGGCUCCUGGUACUCUACCAGGGCAGACCAUCCCUCACCCGCCGACCCCGAAUGAGCGCUGCAAUGCCAUCAUGACCAGGAGUGGCAAGAUGACUGUUGAUCCCCCUGCUCGGGAACCGGAGAAAGAAAGCCCUGUCUUAGCGGCUCCAGUGGUUGAACAGGAAGUAGAGAAGGAAGUUGAGGUGCCUGCACCUAAACCGCAACCAGUAGUGAAGGAGUAUGUCCCUAAACUCCCUUUCCCUACUCGGUUGCACAAAGACAGGCUGGAGGCAGAGUUCGAGAACUUCAUGGCCAUGCUUAAGAAGCUGAAUGUCCAAGUGCCCUUCCUGGAGGCACUAUCGCAAAUGCCAAAGUAUGCGAAGUUUCUGAAAGAGCUUCUCUCAAAGAAGCAGAAGCUGAGUGAGCUGGCCACGGUAGAGCUCAGCGAGGAAUGCUCGGCUAUUCUGCAAAACAAGCUUCCGCAGAAGAAGAAGGACCCAGGUAGUUUUACUAUCCCGUGCUCUAUUGAUAAAUUGCAUGUAGAGAAGUCCUUGGCGGAUUUAGGUGCUAGUAUCAAUGUUAUUCCAUAUAAAUUGUUCAUGAAACUAGGCCUAGGUGAACCCCGUGCUACUAGGAUGACCCUUCAAUUAGCUGACAGAUCUGUAGUGCAUCCUAGGGGUAUAGUGGAAGACCUUCUGGUCAAGGUUGGCAAAUUCACAUAUCCCGUGGAUUUUGUUAUCUUGGACAUCAGUGAGGACACAGAAGUGCCUCUUAUACUGGGAAGGCCUUUCCUGGCCACCGCCAAGGCUCUCAUAGAUGUGCAUGAUGGGACCUUAGUUUUGAGGGAUGGCGAGGAGCGAAUAACGUUUUCUGUUGCUGAUAAUAUACCUGAUUCAUCACCUCUGCAUGCUGUAUCUCACCAGGAGCACGAGUCUGUCGUGUAUCCUUCUGUGCUGCCUAUUUUGCAGGAACCGCCUCCCACACCUUCGCCGCCACUCCGGACCACUCCGUCACCCAAAGAACAGAUCAAGGAGAAGUGGCGGCCGAAACUGCCGGCAGCUAAGCCUGCUCGAAAGGAAGCCGGAGACCACUAUGAGCUGGUCCCGCCCCCUCCUUGGCCAUCCGAGUAUUCACUCGCUUGCAUCCUACCGGAUGGCCAAGUUGAGCUGGCGAAUGCAGGUGGCCACAUUCGUCGCGUGCAUGGCCACCAUUUGAAGCUGUACCUCAAGAGCGAUGUGGAUCCGCUCUUGAAGGCACCUGAUCCUACACUUCCCUGAGCAUCCAUACUGGCGUCCAGCUAAAAGACGGUAAAGAAGCGCUUGUGGGGAGGCAACCCCACCGAGGUUUGCAUUUUCUUACUCUUUUCCCUUUGAUUUUGUGUGUUUUUGAGUCUUGAGACGUUGAUCCAGAGUUACGUGUCGUUUUUGAGCGAAAACAGGUUGAUUUCGGGACUCCAACAAGUCGCACGGCCAGGACCACAACUUGCACGGCCGUGCGGGCACCCCCCUUGGCCGUGCGAGCUCUCGGCCAAAAGCGCACGGCCAAAAUCGCUUA